CCACAGAGCAACAACAAAAACAGUCUCCUAAGCCCAGCCCAAGAGCCUGCGCCCUUGCAGACGGCCAUGGAGCCACAAACCACCGUGGUGCACAAUGCUACAGAUGGAAUCAAGGGCUCCACAGAGAGCUGCAAUACCACUACAGAAGAUGAGGACCUCAAAGCUGCCCCGCUCCGCACUGGGAAUGGCAGCUCGGUGCCUGAAGGACGGAGCUCCCGGGACAGAACAGCCCCCUCUGCAGGCAUGCAGCCCCAGCCUUCUCUCUGCUCCUCAGCCAUGCGAAAACAGGAGAUCAUUAAGAUCACAGAACAGCUGAUUGAAGCCAUCAACAAUGGGGACUUUGAGGCUUACACGAAGAUUUGUGACCCAGGUCUCACUUCCUUUGAGCCUGAGGCUCUCGGUAACCUCGUGGAGGGGAUGGAUUUCCAUAAGUUUUACUUUGAGAAUCUCUUAUCCAAGAACAACAAGCCCAUCCAUACCACCAUCCUAAACCCACACGUUCACGUGAUUGGGGAGGACGCAGCUUGCAUCGCCUACAUCCGUCUCACCCAGUAUAUCGACGGGCAGGGUCGGCCUCGCACCAGCCAGUCAGAGGAGACUCGGGUCUGGCACCGCCGGGAUGGCAAGUGGCUCAAUGUCCACUAUCACUGCUCAGGGGCCCCUGCUGCACCGCUGCAGUGAGCUCAGCCACAGGGGCAUUAGGAGAUUCCAGCUGGAGGUCGAACCUUUGCAGCCAGUGGCUCUGGAGGGCCUGAGUGACAGCGGCAGUCCUGUUCGUUUGAGGUUUAAAACAAUUAAAUUACAAAGCGGCAGCAGCCAAUGCACGCCCCUGCAUGCAGCCCUCCCGCCCGCCCUUCGUGUCUGUCUCUGCUGUACCAAGGUGUUUUUUACAUUUAAGAGAAAAAAGAUUGUUUAAAAAAAAAAAAAGGAAUCCAUACCAUGAUGCGUUUAAAAACCACCAGUAGCCCUUGGGCUGGCAAGAAGGCAGGAGUUUGUGUGAUGCCCAUCCUGGCAUGAACAGUGGGGCUCACCCACCAGCCCUGAAGAGGUGAACUGGGCCGCAGGCCCCCAUGGACUCAGGGGGACCAGGCAAGGACUCUGACAGAGCGUUGGGGGCCAUGAUGUGUUUGCAGCCCUUGAGGUGGCCUGCUUAUCCCAGGUCUAGGAGUGAACUACUUCAGAACCUGCAUAGGCACCUAGAAUAAGGCUGAUGACAAAGACACCAUGGACAUCAGACCUACUUGGGAGAGAAGGCGGAGCUCCCAGCCAGCUGUGAAGGCAGCUAAGAAGCAGUAGUCUCAGCCUGAGAGUCCGAACUUUGCUGUACUGUUCUAUUUAGUGUAGAAGGGAAGAGAAUUGGUGCUGCAGAAAUGUGUCCGCAAGGAAGCCAAUGAGGAACCUCGUGUUAAGUAUGAUAUGCACUCACUCAUCCAUUUCUAUAGGAUGCAAAAUGCACGUGGGCCCUGAUAUCGAGCCCUGAUCCCUGCAGCUGGUAAGGGAGAGGGGUUACUGCUUUGCUUCAUGUUUGUUUCUUAAUAACAGCAAGGAGAGAGCCAGAUCCUGGUCAGAGCUCCCCUUGCCACCUUUGGCAGUUCUGUUUCUGUGCUGACCUGGACCAUCUUUAUCUUGCCUUUUCAUGGUGGUGGUCCCCAUGCUGACCCUCAUUUGGGCCUGAGCCCUCUGCCAAGUGCCCCUGCGUGAUGGGAGGAGUGAGACAGCAGGAUAAGAGGUGGUUGUUUCUAUGCAUUCAGGCUGCCCUCAGGGCUGCCUCCCUUCUUACUCUUCCCUUGCUGCACGCCCAUCUCUUUCCCUAUCUUUGAGAUUGAACUGACUGCUCCAGUGAGAAAUGUCUUCUUUAAAGAGGGCUCUUUACUGACCAACUGAAGUAUAGACUUACUGCUGGACAAUCUGCAUGGGCAUCACCCCUUCCAUUGCAUGUACCCAAAAAAGGUGUCCAGAGCCAAGGCUCCACAUUCAUUGUCCCUCUCUGCUCAAGGAGUUCCAUUCUAGGAAAAAAAAGAUCUAUAUCCUAAGCAGAUAAAAGAGAAUAUAGUGGAGGAGCGAUUUGUUAUGGCCUUGGUUUUCCCCCAAAACAACUGCAUAUUUCUCUGCACAAGUAUCUGCACUUUGUGGGGGACGGGAGGGGAGUGGGCAGAUUGCAGCUCCCUGGACUACCUUCAGGAGGCGCUGGAGCUGCCAGAAGAGGGAACGUUAUAGGUGACUUUGGAGCCAGCUGAGAAGAGAGCAAACUUGGGUGCUGGUGCUUGGAUUUAGACAGGCUCCUCGAGCACCUCAUGCAUGCCCCAGCCCCUGGACCCCAGCCCCUUCCUGCCCUGCACCCUGCAGUACCAGCUCGCAGAUAACUUCACCAUGGGGUUUGGUUUUGCUGGCUUGAAGACAAAUGGUCUUAUAGUUCAUUGAGACCCAUAGCUUCUUAUGGCUGCUCCAGCCCCACUUCUUAGCAUUCUUACUCCUCUUCUGGGGCUAAUGUCAGCAUCUAUAGACAAUAGACUAUUAAAAAUCACCUUUUAAACAGGAAGUGGGAGGCAUUUGAUGCAGAAUUUUUGCAUGAUAAAAAUAAUUUAAAAAUAGUGUUUGUUCUGAAUGUUGGUAGACCCUUCAUAGCUUUGUUACAAUGAAACCUUGAAGAUAUUUAAUAAAAUAACUAAACAGU
Castor canadensis (American beaver) is the source of this 2674-nucleotide messenger RNA. NCBI's taxonomy places the organism in Eukaryota, Metazoa, Chordata, Mammalia, Rodentia, Castoridae. The record is from RefSeq and is a predicted model, not a curated record.